AACGUGAGUUCUCGCGGGAACCGUAUUCAAAAAUCCCCGGCGCUUACUUAGCAGUGCUGCUGCCGAGUGAAGAGGGAGUUAUUUCUGUGCUGAGGUGGAGUUAGUGUCACGAAUCUGGGAGUCCAGUGCUCUCCGGACAGGCCUCCGGUUGCAGCAGCCAGGAAGCGUGAGGAGAGAGUAGGUUGAGAACAGACAUCAUGGAGGCAGAUAUCACAAAUCUUCGGAACAAACUCAAAGAGUGUGAAGACGAGCGACUGAAAGCUGCACACUAUGGCCUACAGCUCUUGGAGAGGCAGACGGAACUGCAGAGCCAACUGGAUAAAUGUCAUGAAGAAAUGAUGAUCACAGCAGAGGUAGGGUCCAGUAUACUAGUUUACAAGGAAGUACAUCGGAACUAAAAACUUGUUUUGUGUGGUAGCUAUCCUUUCUCAUUUGAAGACCUAAACUGUCCCACCCCAACUGUGUUGAAAAGGAAUUUCCAGUGUUCUUUCCAACAGUUGGUUGCCUCUGAGGUCAGCCUGGUUUCCUUGCUACAUUUACUGCCUGGUGUGGUUCAAUCCAUGCUCUGCGUCAGUGACCUCACUCCUUUAUAGUUCUAAACCUCUGAGUGCUCCAUGGCCUUUCACCAAGCCUUUAGUGUAUUCCAGUGCCUGCCACUGAUGGGCGUCUCAAGCUUGACACAACCACUCUCUGUCUGCUAACUGGAUGUUCACUUGCUUUGGUAAGAAGAUUGGCAUUCUGGAUAGUUGCUUGAGCCUGAAGUCAAGGGGUCCCACAUUUUAUCCAUCAAUAAAUCAAAGGACUUGACUCACAUCUUAGUUAGGUUUCUACUGCUGUGAUGAAACACCAUGACCAAAAGAAGCUUGAGGAGAAACCGUUGAUUUCAUCUAGAGAAGUCAGACCAGGAGCCUGGAGCCAGGAGCUGAUGCAUAGGCCACGGAGGGAUGGAUGCUGCUUACUGGCUUGGCCAGCCUGUUUUUGGACACCACCCACAGUGAGCUGGGCUCUUUUACAUCAAUCAUUAGUGAAUAAAAUGCCUCACAGACUUGCAUACAGAAAUACAACCAAGAGAAGCAUGCCCUUCAAAGAGAAGUGGAGCUCAAGAGUCGGAUGUUAGACAGCCUGAGCUGUGAGUGUGAAGCUCUGAAACAGCAGCAGAAGGCGCAGCUGGAGCAGCUAGAGGUGCAGCUACAUAGGAGCCACCGGCAGGAAGUGAGCGACCUGAAGAACAAGUUAGAAAAUCUGAAAGUGGAAUUGGAUGAAGCAAGGCUUGGCGAGAAGCAGCUGAAGCAGAAGCUGGAUCUGCAGGGGGAACUUCUCGCUCACAAGUCAGAAGAGCUCCGGCUCCUGUCUGAGCAGAGAGUGCUCAGUAGCAUGUCUUCGGAGCUGCUGGCUCUUGAGACUGAGCUGACGGCAGCGGAAGGUGUGAAGAAUGCCCUCAAAGAAGAGGUGAAUGAACUGCAGUACAAACAAGAGCAGCUAGAAUGUCUCAAUACUUCCUUACUGCACCAGGUAGACAGGCUUAAAGAAGAAAAAGAGGAGCGUGAGAGAGAAGCGGUCUCUUACUAUAAUGCCUUGGAGAAAGCUCGUGUAGAGAACCAGGAUCUUCAGGUACAGCUGGGUCACGCACUCCAGCAGGCGGCGGACCCCAAUAGCAAAGGGAACUCGCUGUUCGCAGAGGUGGAGGAUCGAAGGGUGGCAAUGGAACGCCAGCUCAACUUGAUGAAAGACAAAUACCAGUCACUGAAGAAGCAAAAUGCGUUCACCAGAGAUCAGAUGAACAAGAUGAAGUUACAAAUCUCCACAUUGCUGAGGAUGAGGGGCUCGCAGACUGAGUUUGAACAGCAGGAGCGGUUGUUUGCCAUGAUAGAACAGAAGAAUGGUGAAAUAAAACACCUUUUAGGGGAAAUUAAUAAACUGGAGAAAUUUAAGAACUUAUAUGAAAGUAUGGAAUCGAGGCCUUCCACAUCAGACACCGCUUGUGUGCUAGAAGACAGCACCUAUUACUCAGAUCUACUUCAGCUGAAGCUUGAUAAGCUAAACAAAGAAAAUGAAAGCACAAAGGACGAGCUGUCCAUCCAGAGGAUGAAGGCUUUAUUUGAGAGCCAGCGGGCCCUGGAUAUUGAGCGGAAACUGUUUACAAAUGAAAGACACCUGCAGCUCUCAGAAAGUGAAAACAUGAAACUGAGAGCGAAGCUAGAUGAACUCAAGCUGAAGUAUGAACCGGAAGAGAGAAUUGAAGUACCUGUACUCAAAAGGAGGCGCGAGGUGCUGCCAUUGAAUAUAACCACGCCAGAAGAAACAGAAGAAACAGCUGCUGCCAGUGCCACUGAGGAUGGAGUUUCUAGACUCCCACCUCACAGGGAGGAGGAAUCCUGUCUUAAUAGCUUAAAAGAUAACACUGUGCAGUGGAAACAGCCAGCCUCUUCAUGUGUGCAGCCAGCCAGCCUCUCUCCUCAUAAGAACCUGCAUCUGGAUACACAGCCGAAGAAGGAGAAGAAGUGUGUGAAGCUUGUGGAUAGUCCGGCCAACAUUGAGGUCUUACAUGAACAAAGUGGGAAUACCCCCAAUUCUCCCAGGUUAACUGCAGAAUCAAAGCUUCCAACAGAAGUGAAGGAAAGGAUAGAAACUACAAGCAAAUUGGGAAAAGGAGCUUGUAAGAAAUCACACAACAUCAUAUAUGUGUCCUCAAAGUCAGCCCCAGAAACGCAGUGCUCACAGCAGUAGUGAGGCCUGCGCGCUGGGCCACGCUAACCAUCGCUCCUAUGCGUGGGACACCCUUGUGGAGCUUUGCAUAGGUCAGUGCUGAAGCCUGGCGUGCUCGCACCGCUGUGACCAAGACUUCCGAUGUGGCUGUGAUUCUGACCCAUAAGUCCUUAACUGAUGAUCCUUCUCAGAACUGUGGGUCACAGGGAACAGACCAGAUCAGAAGAGAAUGGGAGAAUUUAAACCUACUUGCUGUGUUGGAUGUGGAGUUUGAACAUGGUUAAAUAAUCUGUCAUAAGAACCAAAAAUUAGAAAAUGGAACACUUAAAAUUAUUUAUAAUUUUCUUUGUACAUCGUUUUGCACUUAGAUUUUCCUUGUCUUGUAAAAAUAAUGAAAUUGGCUUGAAAAUAUAUAUUACUACAAAAUGUUUUAAAGUGUGAAGUACCUAUAUUCAUAUGUGUAAUUUAGAUUUUAUGACUCAAACAUCAAUAAUUUUGAAAUUUAAAAUAAAAUUGCAGUAAUUUCUUCUA
Messenger RNA from Mus musculus (house mouse), 3237 nucleotides. It is a transcript of the gene Spdl1, whose product is annotated as spindle apparatus coiled-coil protein 1. The transcript has 12 exons. Bases 1111 to 2727 code for a protein of 538 amino acids. Gene Ontology annotation, biological process: cell migration; establishment of mitotic spindle orientation; mitotic spindle assembly checkpoint signaling. Lineage: Eukaryota; Metazoa; Chordata; Mammalia; Rodentia; Muridae. Gene Ontology annotation, cellular component: centrosome; nucleus; outer kinetochore. The record is from RefSeq and is a predicted model, not a curated record. Gene Ontology annotation, molecular function: enzyme binding; kinetochore binding.